Molecule: messenger RNA, 26280 nt
Organism: Coregonus sp. 'balchen'
Lineage: Eukaryota; Metazoa; Chordata; Actinopteri; Salmoniformes; Salmonidae
Source: the annotation of a GenBank genome assembly
GGGUCAGAGGUCACUACCAACUACAGCAGUAGAGCCAUGUCUGAGGUGGCCGUGCCUGAGAUGAUGAUGCCACCCCUGGCGGUGCCUGCAGCAUGCCAGGUGGAGAAGCCUGUGCCAGGUCCUGGCAUGGGGGACUUCAGCUAUGUGGGCAUCGAUGCCAUCCUGGAACAGAUGCGGAGGAAAGCCAUGAAACAGGGUUUCGAGCUCAACAUCAUGGUAGUGGGUGAGUUAACAUGGAGGGAGAGAACACAUGCACACAAAUUCAAUCAAUCACAUUUAUUUUAUAAAGCCCUUUUUACGUCAGCUGUUGUCACAAAAUGCUUUACAACUACCCAGCCUAAAACCCCAAUGAACAUACACAGACACAACAUCAUGGUAGUGGGUGAGUUAACAUGGUGAGAGACGGAUGCAUGUGUACUGUGUCAUAGGUUUACAACAAAAAAAUCCAGAAAAACGCAUGUCAAAAAUGUUAUAAAUUGAUUUGCAUUUUAAUGAGGGAAAUAAGUAUUUGACCCCCUCUCAAUCAGAAAGAUUUCUGGCUCCCAGGUGUCUUUUAUACAGGUAACGAGCUGAGAUUAGGAGGACACUCUUAAAAGGAUUGCUCCUAAUCUCAGCUUGUUACCUGUAUAAAAAACACCUGUCCACAGAAGCAAUCAAUCAAUCAGAUUCCAAACUCUCCACCAUGGCCAAGACCAAAGAGCUCUCCAAGGAUGUCAGGGACAAGAUUGUAGACCUACACAAGGCUGGACUGGGCUACAAGACCAUCGCCAAGCAGCUUGGUGAGAAGGUGACAAUAGUUGGUGCGAUUAUUCGCAAAUGGAAGAAACACAAAAUAACUGUCAAUCUCCCUCGGCCUGGGGCUCCAUGCAAGAUCUCACAUUUACAUUUACAUUUACGUCAUUUAGCAGACGCUCUUCUCCAGAGCGACUUACAAAUUGGUGCAUUCACCUUAUAGCCAGUGGGAUAACCACUUUACAAUGUGUUUUUUUUUUUUGGGGGGGGGGGGUGGGGUAAGGGGGGGGUAGAAGGAUUACUUUAUCCUAUCCCAGGUAUUCCUUAAAGAGGUGGGGUUUCAAAUGUCUCCGGAAGGUGGUGAGUGACUCCGCUGUCCUGGCGUCGUGAGGGAGCUUGUUCCACCAUUGGGGUGCCAGAGCAGCGAACAGUUUUGACUGGGCUGAGCGGGAACUGUGCUUCCGCAGAGGUAGGGGAGCCAGCAGGCCAGAGGUGGAUGAACGCAAUGCCCUCGUUUGGGUGUAGGGACUGAUCAGAGCCUGAAGGUACGGAGGUGCCGUUCCCCUCACAGCUCCGUAGGCAAGCACCAUGGUCUUGUAGCAGAUGCGAGCUUCAACUGGAAGCCAGUGGAGUGUGCGGAGGAGCGGGGUGACGUGAGAGAACUUGGGAAGGUUGAACACCAGACGGGCUGCGGCAUUCUGGAUGAGUUGUAGGGGCGGCAGGCAGGGAGGCACAGGCAGGGAGCCCAGCCAACAGCGAGUUGCAGUAAUCCAGACGGGAGAUGACAAAUGCCUGGAUUAGGACCUGUGCCGCUUCCUGUGUAAGACAGGGUCGUACUCUCCGAAUGUUGUAGAGCAUGAACCUACAGGAUCGGAUCUCACCUCGUGGAGUUGCAAUGAUCAUGAGAACCGUGAGGAAUCAGCCCAGAACUACACGGGAGGAUCUUGUCAAUGAUCUCAAGGCAGCUGGGACCAUAGUCACCAAGAAAACAAUUGGUAACACACUACGCCGUGAAGGACUGAAAUCCUGCAGCGCCCACAAGGUCCCCCUGCUCAAGAAAGCACAUAUACAGGCCCGUCUGAAGUUUGCCAAUGAACAUCUGAAUGAUUCAGAGGAGAACUGGUUGAAAGUGUUGUGGUCAGAUGAGACCAAAAUCGAGCUCUUUGGCAUCAACAUAACUCGCCGUGUUUGGAGGAGGAAUGCUGCCUAUGACCCCAAGAACACCAUCCCCACCGUCAAACAUGGAGUUGGAAACAAAGGAGUGGCUCAAGAAGAAGCACAUUAAGGUCCUGGAGUGGCCUAGCCAGUCUCCAGACCUUAAUCCCAUAGAAAAUCUGUGGAGGGAGCUGAAGAUUCGAGUUGCCAAAUGUCAGCCUUGAAACCUUAAUGACUUGGAGAAGAUCUGCAAAGAGGAGUGGGACAAAAUCCCUCCUGAGAUGUGUGCAAACCUGGUGGCCAACUACAAGAAACGUCUGACCUCUGUGAUUGCCAACAAGGGUUUUGCCACCAAGUAAGUCAUGUUUAGCAGAGGGGUCAAAUACUUAUUUCCCUCAUUAAAAUGCAAAUCAUUUUAUAACAUUUUUGACAUGCGUUUUUCUGGAUUUUUUUGUUGUUAUUCUGUCUCUCACUGUUCAAAUAAACCUACCAUUAAAGUUAUAGAAUGAUCAUGUCUUUGUCAGUGGGCAAACAUACAAAAUCAACAGGGGAUCAAAUACUUUUUUCCCUCACUGUAGAUCUCUAAUUAAACCAGAGGAUCUCUGUAAUCAAGAAUGCUCUAAUUUUCCCUGAACCAGCCUCUCAACUCUCAUUUCCAGUACUGAGCCAAUACGCACACACACGCAUACACACACUCACCCCCCCCACACACACACACACACACACACAAACACCCACACACACAGCCUUUUGACACUCUCCCACCAUGCUGACACUCCCUCAUUAUUGUGUGAUGGCUCAUUUUAAAACAGUAGCUUUUUAUAACACACGCACACACCUUCCUUCACCAGAGACCAGUGCCUAUAAAACCCCUUUUCCAUGCUGUCUCCACACCGCGUCUCCAUUUGAAGAUGUCGCGACUGUCAGUCUGCUCUGUGGGUUCUUUCCGUGGAUAAAACGGCUCACUUAGACUACAGCCUAUAGGGGUACUUCAGAGAGGGAGGAUGCAGACUCAUCCAUGGAAAAUAAAAUCCAACACUACCACUUAGUCUCCUGCAGUGUAUAAGUGCACUCAGGUGUAAUGUCAUUUAAGUCUGCCUGUGAGAACAGAGCUGUAGGGAAGGAGACAGAAUACAGGACGUUAGGUUAAUGUUUGAAUUUAUCUAUGCUACAGACUGCUCUGGUAUAUAAUAAGUAUACUGAACAAAAAUAUAAACGCAACAUGCAACAAUUUCAACGAUUUUACUGAGUUGCAGUUCAUAUAAGGAAAUCAGUCAAUUGGGGGGGGGGUGAGGCAGGGCCCAGGGUUAGUGUCUCUGUUCUCUCUCUCUGUGGUGUGGAGUGUGCCGACAAAUCUACAUUCCUCUCACAUUCCCCUGUGGUUGGCCCUAGUGUCCCAGAUACAGCGCUUGGCAACCUGCCACCCAUUCAGCUCAGGGCUGACUGUAGGCUACGCCAUCACUAAAGACAUGAGACCCGGGCAGACGGGGACACACACACACACACACACACACACACAUAAAUACAUACAAACACACACACACAUACACACAGCUGCAGCAUGGGUCAAGCGAUCACCCACACACACACCAGGGGGGAGAAGAGCGCCAUCGUAAUCUGAACCGUCACCCCGUUAAUCUGUGGUACUUCUCCAGAUGUUAUUCAAUUGGGACAGUGGGAACGUAAUGGCAGCCUACAUCCCGUAUGUUAGCUACCUGGUUUAUGGAAGCUGAUUCUGCUGGGCAUACCUCCACACUCCUUAUAUGAUAACCAGCCUCGACCCUCAGUCACACACUGCUAAUCUGUCUGUUAGUCUGAGCUAAAGAUGUAAAAUACCAGGCGUACAGCGGACAGUAAAAACCAACCUUUGAAGUUCUGCUGAAGAGGGCUGAUCUCUGGACAACCAGGACUCCUGGGUCUGUGUUUAUCAAGCAUCUAAGAGUAGAAGGGCUGAUCUAGGAUCAGGUCCUCCCUGUCUAUAACAAUCUGAUUCAUUAUAAUCUAAAAGGCAAAAUGUAUCCUAGAUCAGCACUCCUACUCUUAAAUGGUUACUAAUGGUUAAUACACUUGUAUUGUUGUAUUGAUACCCUAUCCUUCCUCUCCACAAUCUGGCUGAUCUUUGGGUCCAGCCAUUCAGCCAGGGGGAUCAGUACUGUAGCAUUUCUACAGCCCAUCCCACUGAGCCCUGACCUAGGUCCCAUAGCUCACAGGAUUCUCCUCUUCAGGCUCAGCCAUUCAUACCAACCAUUCAGGGGAAUUCUAGGCCCCCUAAAAAUGUGAUACAGUACCGCUGGUAUGGGGCAUCAACAGCAUGAGCACAGGGUUGGUAUCUCUUCUUAACAAUCACAUCGGUCCCCGAACUGGCAAUUUUGGUUUUCAAUACAGAUUAAAAUCCUAAAUGUAUUCCAAGUAUUGUAUGGCAAUGUUUCUGUGGUAUGGUUUUUGAUCGGAGUACAGUCGUGGUCAAAAGGUUUGAGAAUGACACAAGUAUUGGUCUUCACAAAGUUUUCUGCUUCAGUGUUUUUAGAUAUUUUUGUCAGAUGUUACUAUGGUAUACUGAUAAUUACAAUCAUUCCAUAAGUGUCAAAGGUUUUUAUUGACAAUUUAUGCAAAGAGUCAAUAUUUGCAGUGUUGACCCUUCUUUUUCAUGACCUCUGCUAUCUGCCCUGGCAUGCUGUCAAUUAACUUCUGGGCCACAUCCUGACUGAUGGCAGCCCAUUCUUGCAUAAUCAUUGCUUGGAGUUUGUCAGAAUUUGUGGGGUUUUGUUUGUCCACCCGCCUCUUGAGGAUUGACCACAAGUUCUCAAUGGGAUUAAGGUCUGGGGAGUUUCCUGGCCAUGGACCCAAAAUUUCGAUGUUUUGUUCCCCGAGCCACUUAGUUAUCACUUUUGCCUUAUGGCAAGGUGCUCCAUCAUGCUGGAAAUGGCAUUGUUCGUCACCAAACUGUUCUUGGAUGGUUGGGGGAAGUUGCUCUUGGAGGAUGUGUUGGUACCAUUCUUUAUUCAUGGCUGUGUUCUUAGGCAAAAUUGUGAGUGAGCCCACUCCCUUGGCUGAGAAGCAACCCCACACAUUAAUGGUCUCAGGAUGCUUUACUGUUGGCAUGACACAGGACUGAUGGUAGCGCUCACCUUGUCUUCUCCGGACAAGCUUUUUUCCGGAUGCCCCAAACAAUCGGAAAGGGGAUUCAUCAGAGAAAAUGACUUAACCCCAGUCCUCAGCAGUCCAAUCCCUGCACCUUCUGCACAAUAUCAGUCUGUCCCUGAUGUUUUUCCUGGACAGAAGUGGCUUCCUUUCUGCCCUUCUUGACACUAGGCCAUCCUCCAAAAGUAUUCGCCUCACUGUGCAUGCAGAUGCACUCACACCUGCCUGCUGCCAUUCCUGAGCAAGCUCUGCACUGGUGGUGCCCCGAUCCCGCAGCUGAAUCAACUUUAGGAGACGGUCCUGGCGCUUGCUGGACUUUCUUGGGCGCCCUGAAGCCUUCUUCACAACAAUUUAACCUCUCUCCUUGAAGUUCUUGAUGAUCCGAUAAAUGGUUGAUUAGGUGCAAUCUUACUAGCAGCAAUAUCCUUGCCUGUGAAGCCCUUUUUGUGCAAAGCAAUGAUGACGGCACGCGUUUCCUUGCAGGUAACCGUGGUUAACAGAGGAAGAACAAUGAUUUCAAGCACCACCCUCCUUUUAAAGCUUCCAGUCUGUUAUUCUAACUCAAUCAGCAUGACAGAGUGAUAUCCAGCCUUGUCCUCGUCAACACUCUCACCUGUGUUAACGAGAGAAUCACUGACAUGAUGGCAGCUGGUCCUUUUGUGGCAUGGCUGAAAUGCAGUGGAAAUGUUUUUUGGGAUUAAGUUAAUUUUCAUGGCAAAGAGGGACUUUGCAAUUAAUUACAAUUCAUCUGAUCACUCUUCAUAAUAUUCUGGAGUAUAUGCGAAUUGCCAUCAUAAAAACUGAGGCAGCAGACUUUGUGAAAAUUUAUAUUUGUGUCAUUCUCAAAACUUUUGACCACGACUGUACAGUAAGUGGUUAAUUCUUAUACAUGGUGGAAACACUGGAGAGGCUCUCUGGAAAGCUUUGAUUCUUCAGGUCUGAAGCAAACACAAAUGUGUUGUAAAGGGACGAUACUGUACCAGUUCCCAUAAUGUUAUCGGUCGGAAGUCAAGACACUGAGGGCCCAUUCAUUAAUCAGUUGUUUGAAGCCUUAAAUCCCAAAUGAAGUUUAAACAUAUAAACCUCCAUUAUUAUGCAACUGUGUGUGUGUGUGUGAAGCCCAAACAGAUAUAAUAUUAGACUAAAUCAUUAUCAUUUCAAACCUUGCUUACAUUUGUAUACGAUCACAUACAUCUCUCUAUUAUGCAUGGGAAUAAUUUAGAACAGAUUUCCAAAAAUCAAAUCACUUGGAGCUGAUUUUCUGGUGUUUUUACAGUCUUUUAUGUCCCAAAAAAAAUAACAAAUUACAAUUAGGGAACCCUGCUCUAUUGGUAGAGAUAAUAGAACAGGGGGAGGUGUGUGUGUGUGUGUGUGUGUGCAUCAUAAACUAUUGGUGUGUGUGUGACCCAAAGAUCUUUGUCGACAAUGGGCAGUUUAUAAUGCAGUGAUCUGAGCCAGCGUCAGCUGCACCAACCACAGACGGAUGAGUUUCACACUUAUAGAAGAAUGGGUUUCUCCAACCAACGUUCAAGGCUCAGUGUGGUUUAGUUGACAGCGGAGCGCUUCCCCAGACUGCAGGUCUGAGCCCUGAAAGGACAUGCAGUUCCUUUAGUUCAACUUUAAUGGGAGGGAGGGAGGGAGGGAGGGCCUUGGCCAAGAGACUGAGUCAUUAUUCUGUACUUGUGACUCAUCUCAGAACCACAGAGAAAAUGGUGAACACAAAACCGACGUAACGUGUGUUUGUGGGGGCCUUACUGCAGACACCUGUAACUUCUCUCCCACUGCAGCCAAAAUCUUGUGAAAUAGUGUCUCUUUCUCCCCUGAGUGGCUGUGACAGGCUGGAACAGCUCUGGUGUUAAAUUCUCUUUGUCUCGGUGUGAAAUAACAAGGCCAUGCUAGUCAUUCAUUACCACUGGAAUGAACCUGUUAGUGGGAAGAGUGUCUGAAGAAUGUUAUGCAGAAAGGUGAGAGGAAGUCCACCAUUGUCAGAGUAGUCUAUUCCCUACAGUCAGACUAGAUGAGAGGGUAUUGGUUCAAAUCAAGCCACUGUUUUACCUUCAUUGUAGAGUUUCUAUCGUGUUGUGUGUAGCUCAGUUGGUAGAGCAUGGCGCUUGCAGCUCCAGUGUUGUGGGUUCGAUUCCCACGGGGGACCAGUACGAAAAAAGUAUUAAAAUGUAUGUAGUCACUACUGUAAGUCACUCUGGAUCAGAGCGUCUGCUAAAUGACUAAACUGUCAAUUGUGGCUUUAUUCUAUUUAUUUUCACGACCAAUGUGUCUGAUAUUCAGUUGUGUGUGUGUGUGUGUGUGUGUGUGUGUGUGUGUGUGUGUGUGUGUGUGUGUGUGUGUGUAGGGCAGAGCGGCCUAGGGAAGUCCACUCUGAUGAACACCCUGUUCAAGUCCAAGGUGAGCCGUAAGUCAGUGCAGGCCACGUCCCAGGAGAAGAUCCCCAAGACUAUCGAGAUCAAGUCUGUCAGCCACGGUGAGAGGAAGAAGAAAGGAGGAAGCAUCUCUCCUACUGUUUAUUUUUAUUUUCUGCACCGCUCUAGCUACAUCUUUCACUUUAUCAAUCUCACCCUCUACUCAGUCUACCUUGUGUUGUGUUUGCAGUCUGAGGUACAUUUGGCCUCUCAGAGGUGCUUGUAUUCAAUCUAACCGUCUCUGUGUGUGUCUCUGUCUGUCUGUUUCUGUCUCUGUUCAGACAUUGAGGAGAAGGGGGUGAGGAUGAAACUAACUGUUAUCGACACGCCCGGCUUCGGGGAUCAGAUCAACAAUGAGAACUGGUACAGUAACCAUACAAUCCAUAGCUGAAAUGUUAUAUUUAUAAUGUGCUUAUAUUUCUAUGUAUGUAUGCAUAGAUCUCUCUCUCUCUCUCUCUCUCUCUCUCUCUCUCUCUCUCUCCUCUCUCUCUCUCUCUCUCUCUCUCUCUCCUUCCUCUCUCUCCUCUCUCUCGUUCUCUCUCUCUCCUCUCCCUCUUCCUCUCUCUCUCUCUCCUCCCUCUCUCCUCUCUCUCUCGUCUCCUCUCUCUCGCUUCUCUCACUCUACUUCUCUCUCUCUCUCUCUCUUCCUCUCUCUCUCUCUCUUUUAUAUAUAUAUAUAUAUAUAUAUAUACAUACAUACAUAUACACAGUUCCAGUCAAACGUUUGGACACACCCACUCAUUCAAGGGUUUUUCUUUAUUUUUACAAUUUUCUACAUUGUAGAAUAAUAGUGAAGACGUCAAAACUAUGAAAUAACACAUGUGGAAUCAUGUAAUAACCAAAAAAGUGUUAAACGAAUCAAUAUAUAUUUGAGAUUCUUCAAAUAGCCACCCUUUGCCUUGAUGACAGCUUUGCACACUCUUGGCAUUCUCUCAACCAGCUUCACCUGGAAUGCUUUUCCAACAGUGUUGAAGGAGUUCCCACAUAUGCUGAGCACUUGUUGGCUGUUUUCCUUCACUAUGCGGUCCAACUCAUCCCAAACCAUCUCAAUUGUGUUGAGGUCAGGUAUUUGUAGAGGCCAGGCCAUCUGAUGCAGCACUCCAUCACUCUCCUUCUUGGUCAAAUAGCCCUUACACAACAUGGAGGUGUGUUGGGUCAUUGUCCUGUUGAAAAACAAAUGAUAGUCCCACUAAGCGCAAACCAGAUGGGAUGGUGUAUCGCUGCAGAAUGCUGUGGUAGCCAUGCUGGUUAAGUGUGCCUUGAAUUCUAAAUAAAUCACAGACAGUGUCAAUAGCAAAGUACCCCCACACCAUCACACCUCCUCCUCCAUGCUUCAUGGUGGGAACCACACAUGCGGAGAUCAUCCGUUCACCUACUCUGCGUCUCACAAAGACACGGCAGUUGGAACCAAAAAUCUGACAUUUGGAUUCAUCAGACCAAAGGACAGAUUUCCACAAGUCUAAUGUCCAUUGCUUGUGUUUCUUGGCCCAAGCAGGUCUCUUCUUCUUAUUGGUGUCCUUUAGUUGUGGUUUCUUUGCAGCAAUUUGACCAUGAAGGCCUGAUUCACGCAGUCUCCUCUGAACAGUUGAUGUUGAGAUGUGUCUGUUACUUGAACUCUGUGAAGCAUUUAUUUGGGCUGCAAUUUCUGAGGCUGGUAACUCUAAUGAACUUAUCCUCUGCAGCAGAGGUAACUCUGGGUCUUCCAUUCCUGUGGCGGUCCUCAUGAGAGCUAGUUUCAUCAUAGCGCUUGAUGGUUUUUGCGAUUGCACUUGAAGAAACUUUCAAAGUUCUUGAAAUGUUCUGUAUUGACUGACCUUCAUGUCUUAAAGUAAUGAUAGACUGUCAUUUCUCUUUGCUUAUUUGAGCUGUUCUUGCCGUAAUAUGGACUUGGUCUUUUACCAAAUAGGGCUAUCUUCUGUAUACCACCCCUACCUUGUCACAAGACAACUGAUUGACUCAAACGCACUAGGAAGGAAAGAAAUUCCACAAAUUAACUUUUAACAGGGCACACCUGUUAAUUGAAAUGCAUUCCAGGUGACUUCCUCAUGAAGCUGGUUGAGAGAAUUUGUUUAACACUUUUUUGGUUACUACAUGAUUCCAUAUGUGUUAUUUCAUAGUUUUGAUGUCUUCACUAUUAUUCUACAUUGUAGAAAAUAGUAAAAAAAUAAAGAAAAACCCUGGAAUGAGUAGGUGUGUCCAAACUUUUGACUGGUACUGUAUAUACAGUUAAUAUAAAUGGUUACCCAAUCCAUCUCAUCUAGAUGACUAGUGUACACAGUACUGUAUAUGACCUAAUCUAUCCUCUUUCUCUCCCCCCUGCUAACUCCCUCUUCCUGUCUUUCUCACUUGUCUCGCUCUAUCCAUCCCCCAAAACUUUUAAUCUGCCUCUCCCCUUCCUUCCACUUCCUGUCUUCUCUCCCCCCCCCCCCAACCCCAUUCCUCCCUCCACAGUUGGCAGCCCAUCAUGAAGUUCAUUAAUGCCCAGUAUGAGCAGUACCUUCAGGAGGAGAUCAACAUCAACAGGAAGAAGAGGAUUCCAGACUCACGGGUUCACUGCUGCAUCUACUUCAUACCCCCUACUGGACACUGGUGAGUGCUGCCACGCGUACACACACACACACACACACACACACACACACACACACACAGGAAGACGUGCACAUGCACAGACUCACACAUACACACACACACACACAGGUAGACGUGCACAGACACACUCACACAUUCCUUGUGAAGGGUAUGAAUGUGUGGAAUGUUUCAGGUGAAUGUUUAGAUAUGGCUGGGAGGUAGUCAAGCUGAUUAUUAGCUAAGCUUCAUUCUUUGGAUAUUCAACAAAAAUAAAUUGUCCUAUGCUGCAGCUGUCAUGCCUUUUGAGUGAUCAAAAAUGGCAUGUAAUCAAUCACAAUAAUUGUCAUACACACACAAGCACAGUGUCAAUGCAACGGUGCUGCUGCCCCCUGUUGUCCUUGACUGAACAGUAGAGAGUAUGUAACUGGGAGUUUGUAAAAGGAGGGAGAGUGAGAAAGAAAGAGAGUGAGAGAGGGAGGGAAGGAAGUGAUUUAUGUUAGAUAAGCAGUGAGUCAUAGGGAGAGUCCUACUCAAAUAGCCCAGAAUCAUCAGAACAGAACAGGAGAACACAGUGAGUUUGGCAUGACUUUCUAAUACACGUUAGUUAUAACAACAAUCUAAAGCCCCGUGCUGUGCCAUUCAAAUAUCAGAUAUAAUGUAGAACGUCAUACUGUGCCCUUCUGUGUAACAUACAGCCUAUGUAUGGGCCAGAUUCUCAGCCAGAAUGGAGAUUCUCCAUUGAGUACGCUUUUUAGUCCAGGACUAGGACUGUCUAUGUCUGAGAAACCUGCCCUAAAUGUACAGUUCAUGUUCUGCUACCCCUCACCACCGCUCUGACUUGACCUGUAGUGGAUCCUCCUCUGCUCCAGCAGCUGAGAGGGACAGACAGAUGUGGAAACACUUACUCUUCCAGACCCCCCUCCAUUUCCUGUUUUACAGGCAGCGAGUUGCAACACGUCCCAUAACACCCGUUUUCCAUGACUGGAAAAAAUGUAUUUCUCUUUCUCUUUCGCUAGGCCUUGAAACAAACGCAUGUGUUUGCCUCCCUGCUCCAAGUUUCUGUCUCUGGUGUUACUGCUGCUCACACAUCUGGGCCUGAUUGAGCUUCGUAUAGAGCUAGCCCCCCCAUCCGUGGUGUAUUGGUUUAACCCAACACUCCUGGGAACCUUAACAGUCUGGGGCGUACCGAUAGUAAAUUCAGGAGAAGCCAUUGUAUCUGACUAUGCUGGUGUCAGCAAAUUGAAUUUACUAGCAAUAGUAGUAGUAGUUACACAUUUACCUCAACUAUAGUAGUAGUUGUUGUUACACAUUUACCUGAACUAUUGUAGCCUAGAAGGAGGGAAAUGUAUAUUUGAGGAUUUCCAGUGUGUGUGUUGGCAUCCCGCUCUCGCUCUCAGCACAUUUUACAUUACAUUUUAGUCAUUUAGCAGACGCUCUUAUCCAGAGCGACUUACAGUUACAUUACAUAAUUUUUUAUACUUUUUUAUAAUCGAACCCACAACCCUGGCGUUGCAAACGCCAUGCUCUACCAGCUGAGCUACAUCCCUGCCGGCCAUUCCCUCCCCUACCCUGGACGACGCUGGGCCAAUUAUGCGCUGCCCCGUGGGUCUCCCGGUCGCGGCCGGCUGCGACAGAGCCUGGAUUCGAACCAGGAUCUCUAGUGGCACAGCUAGCACUGCGAUGCAGAGCCUUAGACCACAGCUGAUUGACAAUCAACAGCUUGAUUCUGUUUAGCUUUUGAGACCAUGUUUUGCAUUUCCACAUUGCCAUGGUGAUCUACACACACACACACACACACACACACACACAAAAUGAGUCAUCAUAGCCCACCUGUUGGUACAGUAUACAGCUAUUACCCUUUAAUUGAAUUUCCCUCCUGUGUCAUGUCUGCUCCUCCUUUGCAUGUACCCCAUAAUGGUUCUACCCAUUGUUGCUAUGGCCUGUGGUCCUGUCCUGUGGUGGACUGCAGGCUUUGCCCUCAUGUCUGUGGUUUUACAAGAGCGAUUUACAAGAGCGAUAGCCAUGACAUAUUGUGCCCCCCCUCUGAUAUAGCUUGAGCAUUGUUUCAUGUUCUUCCAGCGUUGCAGAUGUCUGUCACAUGUCCUGCCCAACAACUGUCCAAGUCUGUUUAAUACUCUAGUGGGAGCGAUAAGAGAACAGAGUGUGUCUGUGUGUGCAUGCUUGUGUGCAUAUGCGUGUCAGUGUGUGUGUGUGUGCACAUGCUUGUCUGUCUGACCCAAAGGUCUUUGUCGACAAUGGGCAGUUUAUAAUGCAGUGAUCUGAGCCAGCGUCAGCUGCACAAACCACAGACGGAUGAGUUUCACACUUAUAGAAGAAUGGGUUUCUCCAACCAACAGCUCUAUGGCGGUCAAGGCUCAGCUCCGUUCAAGGCUCAGUGUGGUUUAAUUGACAGUUACAGACAUGCACUGACUGAUGUGGGUCUCAGAUUUACAGUAGGUUUAGCUAGUCCAUAGAGUAUGUAUGUGACGCUACUGUACUGUAUGUCUGUGCUUGGGUUGCCCUCAGACAGCUGUGCUGUGGGUAUUUGUCUUGGAGGAUACCGCCCUCUGGUGGUUCUAGGAUGUAUCACACUGUCGACCCAAAUAAGGACUGUUGAACAACAACUAUAAAGCAGACCUGGGUUCUAAUACUAUUUGAAAUAAUUUCUAAUACAUUAGCCAGGCUUGAUUGAGCUUGCCUGUUGCAAUGGAACCACCAACAGAAAAGUCCCAAAAGUGAAAACCCUGCCCACCUGGCGCUCCAGGCAGGCUAAAGCAUAUACUCAAAGUAUUUGAGACAUUUCGAAUAGUUUUUGAACCCAGGUCUGCUAUAAAUACAGGUGAACUGAGGCCCCUCUCUCACCCCUCCCCCCCAUCUCGCUCUCAGUCUGCGGCCUCUGGAUGUGGAGUUUAUGAGGCGUCUCAGUAAGGUGGUCAAUAUUGUUCCUGUCAUCGCCAAGGCAGACACACUCACCCUGGAGGAGAGGGACUUCUUCAAAAAGAAGGUGAGCUCUCUCUCUUUCUUUCGCUCUAUUCCUCUCUACUUCCAUCUUUAUCUGUCUCCAAUUCCUCUCUUUCUGUUGCAUGCGGUCUCUCGCGCUCUCUCUCUCACAUAUUUUGUGUUCUCCGCAGCAACAGGAAAUGUUUCUUAAAUUGUUUGGCCACUGCUGCCCGUUCGGUCACUGGCCAAUGAGAGAACACUGAGGAUGCUUUGUGUGUAUAGAGUACUUGUGAGGUCAGGACUUAUAAAGCCAGGCUCUGGAUUGGCUAGAGAGGAGUUCAGUGGGAGUCCAACCUCUCUCUCCCUCCCUCCUUUUUCUCCCUCUCCAUCUCACUCUCUCUUUUUCUCUCUCCCUCCCUUCCCAAAUUUUGGAUUGGCUAGAGGAGAGUUCUGUGAGUUCUGUCCAACUUCUCCCGUCUCCUUCCCUUUCUCCCCUGACUGCUGAUGUGGCCACAGUGGACUCCAUUACAUCACUUCCGCUUAUGUGGUGGGGAUCUGGAACAUUAAAAAGUAAUUUGAUCACAGACCCCAAGAGCCCGAAAGAGAGGGAAAGUAGCAGAAGUAGCAGCAGUAGUAGUAGCAAUAGCAAUAGUAGCAGUAGUAUGUAGAUGUAGAUGCAGUAGUAGUAGUAGAUGUAGAUGCAGUAGUAGUAGUAGUAGUAGAUGUAGUAGUAGUAGAUGUACAGUCGUGGCCAAAAGUUUUGAGAAUUACACAAAUAUUAAUUUUCACAAAGUCUGCUGCCUCAGACCUUUUAUGUUGGCAAUUUGCAUAUACUCCAGAAUGUUAUGAAGAGUGAUCAGAUGAAUUGCAAUUAAUUGCAAAGUCCCUCUUUGCCAUGAAAAUUAACUUAAUCCCCAAAAAACAUUUCCACUGCAUUUCAGCCCUGCCACAAAAGGACCCACUGACAUCAUGUCAGUGAUUCUCUCGUUAACACAGGUGAGAGUGUUGACGAGGACAAGGCUGGAGAUCACUCUGUCAUGCGGAUUGAGUUAGAAUAACAGACUGGAAGCUUUAAAAGGAGGGUGGUGCUUGAAAUCAUUGUUCUUCCUCUGUUAACCAUGGUUACCUGCAAGGAAACACGUGCUGUCAUCAUUGCUUUGCACAAAAAGGGCUUCACAGGCAAGGAUAUUGCUGCUAGUAAGAUUGCACCUAAAUCAACCAUUUAUCGGAUCAUCAAGAACUUCAAGGAGAGAGGUUAAAUUAUUGUGAAGAAGGCUUCAGGGCGCCCAAGAAAGUUCAGCAAGCGCCAGGACCGUCUCCUAAAGUUGAUUCAGCUGCGGGAUCGGGGCACCACCAGUGCAGAGCUUGCUCAGGAAUGGCAGCAGGCAGGUGUGAGUGCAUCUGCACGCACAGUGAUGCGAAGACUUUUGAAGGAUGGCCUGGUGUCAAGAAGGGCAGCGAGGAAGCCACUUUUCUCCAGGAAAAACAUCAGGGACAGACUGAUAUUGUGCAAAAGGUACAGGGAUUGGACUGCUGAGGACUGGGGUAAAGUCAUUUUCUCUGAUGAAUCCCCUUUCCGAUUGUUUCGGCAUUCUGAAAAAAGCUUGUCCGGAGAAGACAAGGUGAGCGCUACCAUCAGUCCUGUGUCAUGCCAACAGUAAAGCAUCCUGAGAACAUUAAUGUGUGGGGUUGCUUCUCAGCCAAGGGAGUGGGCUCACUCACAAUUUUGCCUAAGAACAGAGCCAUGAAUAAAGAAUGGUACCAACACAUCCUCCGAGAGCAACUUCUCCCAACCAUCCAAGAACAGUUUGGUGACGAACAAUGCCAUUUCCAGCAUGAUGGAGCACCUUGCCAUAAGGCAAAAGUGAUAACUAAGAGGCUCGGGGAACAAAACAUCAAAAUGUUGGGUCCAUGGCCAGGAAACUCCCCAGACCUUAAUCCCAUUGAGAAUUUGUGGUCAAUCCUCAAGAGGCGGGUGGACAAACAAAAACCCACAAAUUCUAACAAACUCCAAGCAUUGAUUAUGCAAGAAUGGGCUACCAUCAGUCAGGGUGUGGCCCAGAAGUUAAUUGAUAGCAUGCCAGGGCGGAUUGCAGAAGUCUUGAAAAAGAAGGGUCAACACUGCAAAUAUUGACUCUUUGCAUAAACGUAAUGUAAUUGUCAAUAAAAGCCUUUGACGCUUAUGGAAUGUUUGUAAUUAUACUUCAGUAUACCAUAGUAACAUCUGACAAAAAUAUCUAAAAACACUGAAGCAGCAAACUUUGUGAAGACCAAUACUUGUCAUUCUCAAAACUUUUGACCACGACUGUAGAUGUAUUAGUAGUAGUAGUAGUAGUAGUAGUAGUAGUAGUAGUAGUAGUAGUAGAUGCAGUAAUAGCAGUAGAUGCAGUAGUAGUAGUAGUAGUAGAUGCAGUAAUAGCAGUAGGUGCAGUAGUAGUAGUAGUAGAUGCAGUAGAUGCAGUAGUAGUAGUAGUAGUAGUAGUAGUAGUAGUAGAUGCAGUAGUAGUAGAUGAAAAAGGCAGGUAUUCAUUUCAAGGCAAUUACUGGCAGCCAUGUUCACGGAUCCCCGCCAGUGUCCCUCUCAUUAGGGAAGCUCUGUACCGGAUAUAAGACCGGAUAUAAAAAGUUGAACUGGUGUGUGUGUGUGUGUGUGUGUGUGUGCUUGUCUGUUUGUAAACGUGUACACUGACAGUGAUGGGCUGUUGGUUUCAACAGAACAUUUUGGAGGAGAUUAGUGAAGGGAUUUACGUUAACUCCACCUAAAGCUGUGGGUAACGCAGUGUGCAGAUGGUCUCGAUUUCUCACAAAAAUACUGUUAUGUAUCCAAAGUAUUUGUCAGACAUAUCUGGCUAAUUGAGGUUGUUCUGCUUUUGCUCGUGUGUUCCCAUAACCUUAAGUUCAUGUAUUCAAGUCUCUGCAAGGGUGUAUAAUGCAUUUGUCGUGUUUCUCAACCUUUUUUAUAGCAGGGACCAGCAAGCUAGGUGUUUUAUUGUAGGCAUAGGAUUUUUACUGAAUGUUGUGUUAGCAGUAUCGGGGCAGUCUCACCCUCACCUCUCACCCAGAACUGUUUCUGUGUCCCCAGAUCAGGGAAGAGCUACGGGCCAAUGGGAUCGACGUGUACCCCCAGAAGGAGUUUGACGAGGACGCAGAGGACCGGAUGAUUAAUGAGAAAAUCAGGGUGAUUUGAGUUGACACAUCUGUCCACAGCUUUACCCACCUGCCCCUAGCCAUAAGCCCUCACAUUACCGCUUAUAGCUCCACUCACCUGUGCAACGUAGCGUGUUGAUAACCUGGUUAAAUUAAAGUUGGGUCCCUGUUGAUCCAUGUCGAUAACCUGGUUAAAUUAAAGUUGGGUCCCUGUUGAUCCAUGUCGAUAACCUGGUUAAAUUAAAGUUAGGUCCCUGUUGAUCCAUGUUGAUAACCUGGUUCUAUUACAGUUAGGUCCCUGUUGAUCCAUGUUGAUAACCUGGUUCUAUUACAGUUAGGUCCCUGUUGAUCCAUGUUGAUAACCUGGUUAUGUUAAAGUUAGGUCCCUGUUGAUCCAUGUUGAUAACCUGGUUAUAUUUCAGUUAGGUCCCUCUGCUGCAGUAUAUAUCAAAUAUCCGUUUAUUUAACUCUUCAUGGUAUGUCUCUGUGUUCCUCCUGUCCUGUACUGUAGGAGAUGAUCCCGUUUGCUGUGGUGGGCAGCGACCAGGAGUACCAGGUCAACGGCAGGAGGCUUCUGGGAAGGAAGACAAAGUGGGGAACCAUAGAAGGUAGAUGGCUCCACCUUCUCUUUCUCCAUCUCAUUCCUCCUUUAGCACUUUGUAUCUUUGAGCAGGAGUCUCUCUCUUUUUAGUUUUUCUUUGUUGAUGAAUGUACACCGGCCAGUUAAGACUAAACGAGACAGAAGAGAUGAGAGGGAGGAGUAGAGGGGGGAGGAGCAGGGCGGCACCUCUCCAUUUUAGACUGUUUGGUUCCGGAACCUAUUUGGCAGGAUCCGGUACUUCUUUUGGCAUGAAAAAUUAUUAAAACUUUUUGCAAUGUAAAUAUUCUAAGAAAAGCGAUCAAAGUUCAUUUGAGUUCCCUCUUCGUUAAUUCUAAAGAAUAGAUGUUCAGUCCCGGCCUGAUAUUCUAAGAGUUGAUUCGGGUUGGGCCGGCCCAGGCUUAUGGUUUGUGCAACAUUGUAACCUAUGUUUGAGACCAACACCUGGCCGUAGCUGUGUGAAAAGCACGCCAGUAUCUCUCACAGAACUAGAAUGAGAUUCACUUUCCAUGCAACUCUCAUCUCUCCAGCUUUACACUUCAUCAUUUAUUUCCUUAUAGAAUCAUAGCUGCACGACGGGUUCUGGAGGAAAUAGUUCAGAAUAGCCUACUACACCUAAAAUUUAGCCACAGAGGAUCAAUUGCUUCUUUAAAAAAAUAGCCUAGCUGUGGAUUGUGUGUAGCCCAAUAACAAAGCAUAGCCUACAGUUGUCAGUGAACAAACAGCAUGCAGACAAAACAGGCCUUUCGCAAUAUUUCAAAUACAAUCGCGGGAAAACAGGUUGGAAAGUAAAUGGCUCCUGCUAAAAAGAGAAGACUCUAAUCUGUCUGCUGUAGGCUACCAAAAUAUUUAAUCAACUUCCAAAUAUUGUUUUACUUUGAGAGAUACAGUGAGGGAAAAAAGUAUUUGAUCCCCUGCUGAUUUUGUAUGUUUGCCCACUGACAAAGAAAUGAUCAGUCUAUAAUUUUAAUGGUAGGUUUAUUUGAACAGUGAGAGACAGAAUAACAACAAAAAAAUCCAGAAACUCUUAUGUCAAAAAUUUUAUAAAUUGAUUUGCAUUUUAAUGAGGGAAAUAACUAUUUGACCCCCUCUCAAUCAGAAAGAUUUCUGGCUCCCAGGUGUCUUUUAUACAGGUAACGAGCUGAGAUUAGGAGCACACUCUUAAAGGGAGUGCUCCUAAUCUCAGUUUGUUACCUGUAUAAAAGACACCUGUCCACAGAAGCAAUCAAUCAAUCAGAUUCCAAACUCUUCACCAUGGCCAAGACCAAAGAGCUCUCCAAGGAUGUCAGGGACAAGAUUGUAGACCUACACAAGGCUGGAAUGGGCUACAAGACCAUCGCCAAGCAGCUUGGUGAGAAGGUGACAACAGUUGGUGCGAUUAUUCGCAAAUGGAAGAAACACAAAAUAACUGUCAAUCUCCCUCGGCCUGGGGCUCCAUGCAGGAUCUCACCUCGUGGAGUUGCAAUGAUCAUGAGAACGGUGAGGAAUCAGCCCAGAACUACACGGGAGGAUCUUGUCAAUGAUCUCAAGGCAGCUGGGACCAUAGUCACCAAGAAAACAAUUGGUAACACACUCCGCCGUGAAGGACUGAAAUCCUGCAGCGCCCGCAAGGUCCCCCUGCUCAAGAAAUCACAUAUACAGGCCCGUCUGAAGUUUGCCAAUGAACAUCUGAAUGAUUCAGAGGAGAACUGGGUGAUGGUGUUGUGUGUGUGGUCAGAUGAGACCAAAAUCAAGCUCUUUGGCAUAAACUCAACUCGCCGUGUUUGGAGGAGGAGGAAUGCUGCCUAUGACCCAAAUAACACCAUCCCCACCGUCAAACAUGGAGGUGGAAACAUUACGCUUUGGGGGUGUUUUUCUGCUAAGGGGACAGGACAACUUCACCACAUCAAAGGGACGAUGGUCGGGGCCAUGUACCGUCAAAUCUUGGGUGAGAACCUCCUUCCCUCAGCCAGGGCAUUAAAAAUGGGUCGUGGAUGGGUAUUCCAGCAUGAUAAUGACCCAAAACACACGGCCAAGGCAACAAAGGAGUGGCUCAAGAAAAAGCACAUUAAGGUCCUGGAGUGGCCUAGCCAGUCUCCAGACCUUAAUCCCAUAGAAAAUCUGUGGAGGGAGCUGAAGGUUCGAGUUGCCAAACGUCAGCCUCGAAACCUUACUGACUUGGAGAAGAUCUGCAAAGAGGAGUGGGACAAAAUCCCUCCUGAGAUGUGUGCAAACAUGGUGGCCAACUACAAGAAACGUCUGACCUCUGUGAUUACCAACAAGGGUUUUGCCACCAAGUACUAAGUCAUGUUUUGCAGAGGGGUCAAAUACUUAUUUCCCUCAUUAAAAUGCAAACAUUUUUGACAUGCGUUUUUCUGGAUUUUUUUGUUGUUAUUCUGUCUCUCACUGUUCAAAUAAACCUACCAUUAAAAUUAUAGACUGAUCAUGUCUUUGUCAGUGGGCAAACGUACAAAAUCAGCAGGGGAUCAAAUACUUUUUUCCCUCACUGUAGGCUUUUGGCACCAGCACAUCUGCCAUCACCAGCGAGUGAGCUGCGCAUCAUUGGGUGAGUCAGUAAAACUGGAAAUAAUUUUUAGGACUAUAAUUUCCUCCUCAUAUUGUAGCCUACAAUAUAUGUGUCUCCACACACCUAGGCCUAGGCUAUUGAUGGAUUCAAGACAAGGUCAUUUUUAUUGAUAUCAGAUUCUCAGUUUGUCAGUGUCAAAGUAGCCUGUUAUUUCGAUCAUUUGUGCGUUAUUAAAAAAUAUUCUGCCAAAGUCUCCAGUCAUGUAGAAUUGCAUGAAAUGCAUUUAGAAAAGGCCACAUUUUUCCCAGACCCUAGGCUACUAAACAUUUUCCUCAUGUGUGAAACUUCUGUAAGUGCCUGUACUAUACUGCUCUAUGCCACUACAUUUUACAUUUACAUUACAUUUUAGUCAUUUAGCAGACGCUCUUAUCCAGAGCGACACACAAAUGCAAUAUGAUGAUAUGCAUGAAAUGCUUUAUAAUAAAGGUAAUUUUCUCAUGCGUUCCGGUACCUCAGAGCUCCCCAGGUCACCCCCCUCACGCUCACUUUUUGUUCCCGCACCUCCCGAUUUACAAAUUAGGCACUGGGGAGGAGUAGAGGGGGAGGAGUAAAGAGGGCCUUCAGAUGAUUUCACUUGUCCCCAGCCCAGACAGACAGAGAGACACAACGACUGUGCCAUGCAGCUGGCUGAGACUACCGCUCUACAAUGUGUCUGUGUGGAAGAGGGAGGCAGAGCAUGUAACACCCCUCUCUACAAAGGCUGCAGUGUUUACGGGCCUUUGGCCACAUAGUGACAGAGGGGUGGAGGGGAGGGUACAGUACAGAUCUAUCUGUCCCCACUGAAAGUGCCACUCAUUGGAUUGGUGGCAUGUUGUCUUAGAGGGAUUCCACUGUGCUCCACACACACACACACCUGGAUACCUAGUUAGCCUCGGUCUCAACCAGGGGUAAACAACUAGAUAUACCCCUACUCCUUAAACUCAGUAUGCGUGUUGUCUGGGUGCUUUUAUUGGCAUAUGUACAGCUACUUAUUGAACCAUAGUUUUUCACUUGCCUCUCUCAAUAGUAGAUCUGAAUUCCAGCUUAACGACCAGUACUAAAUUUAUAUGCAAACCAUUUCAAAAUGUCAUCAUCACACACUUCAAAUGAUCUGAUUUCAACCAUGCAUUUAAUUACAUCACAAUCAGAUUGAGAGAGGCGACUACUUCUCUACUUCUAUUAAAACCUCCCUAAAGGAAACCUUCAUUUCCUGCAGUGGCAGGUUCUGAUGUUGGGUUAUAGACCUGUGAUACUAUCUAUAAUUCAGACACACAUCCUCCUGUGGCGGGCGGGGCAGCGUCUGAAUCUGUUCAGCCGUCAACCUUAACUAGUGCUCUCUCUCUCAAUUCAAUUCAAUUUGAAGGGCUUUAUUGGCAUGGGAAACGUAUGUUAACAUUGCCAAAGCAAGUGAAGUAGAUAGUAAACAAAAGUGAAAUAAACAAUAAAUAUUAACAGUAAACAUUACACUCAGAAGUUCCACAAGAAUAAAGUCAUUUCAAAUGUCAUAUUAUGUCUCUAUACAGUGUUGUAACAAUGUGCCAAUAGUUAAAGUACAAAUGGGAAGAAAAAAAAAACAUAAAUAUGGGUUGUACUUACAAUGGUGUUUGUUCUUCACUGGUUGCCCUUUUCUUGUGGCAACAGGUCACAAAUCUUGCUGCUGUGAUUGCACACUGUGGUUUUUUAUCAAAAUUGGGUUUGUUUUCGAAUUCUUUGUGGAUCUCUGUAAUCUGAGGGAAAUAUGUGUCUCUAAUAUGGUCAUACAUUUGGCAGGAGGUUAGGAAGUGCAGCUCAGUUUCCACCUCAUUUUGUGGGCAGUGUGCACAUAGCCUGUCUUCUCUUUAGAGACAGGUCUGCCUACGGCGGCCUUUCUCAAUAGCAAGGCUAUGCUCACUGAGUCUGUACAUAGUCAAAGCUUUCCUUAAGUUUUGGUCAGUCACAGUGGUCAGGUAUUAUGCCACUGUGUACUCUCUGUUUAGGGCCAAAUAGCAUUCUAGUUUGCGCUGUUAUUUUGUUAAUUCUUUCCAAUGUGUCAAGUAAUUCUCUUUUUGUUUUCUCAUGAUUUGGUUAGGUCUAAUUGUGUUGUUGUUGUUGUCCUUUGGCUCUGUGGGGUCUGUUUGUGUUUGUGAACAGAGCCCCAGGACCAGCUUACUUAGGGGACUCUUCUCCAAGUUCAUCUCUCUGUAGGUGAUGGCUUUGUUAUGGAAGGUUUGGGAAUCGCUUCCUUUUAAGUGGUUAUAGAAUUUAACGGCUCUUUUCUGGAUUUUUAUAAUUAGCGGGUAUCGGCCUAAUUCUGCUCUGCAUGCAUUAUUUGGUCGUUUUCGUUGUACACAGGGGAUAUUUUUGCAGAAUUCUCCAUGCAGAGUCUCAAUUUGGUGUUUGUCCCAUUUUGUGAAUUCUUGGUUGGUGAGCGGACCCCAGACCUCACGACCAUAAAGGGCAAUGGGUUCUAUAACUGGUUCAAGUAUUUUUAUCCAGAUCCUAAUUGGUAUGUUGAAUUUUAUGUUCCUUUUGAUGGCAUAGAAGGCCCUUCUUGCCUUGUCUCUCAGAUCAUUCACAGCUUUGUUGAAGUUACGUGUGGCGCUGAUGUUUAGGCCAAGGUAUGUAUAGUUUUUUGUGUGCUCUAGCGCAACAGUGUCUAGAUGGAAUUUGUAUUUGUGGUCCUGGCAACUGGACCUUUUUUGGAACACCAUUAUUUUGGUGGAAAAUAAGUAUUUGGUCAAUAACAAAAGUUUCUCAAUACUUUGUUAUAAACCCUUUGUUGGCAAUGACACAGGUCAAACGUUUUCUGUAAGUCUUCACAAGGUUUUCACACACUGUUGCUGGUAUUUUGGCCCAUUCCUCCAUGCAGAUCUCCUCUAGAGCAGUGAUGUUUUGGGGCUGUCGCUGGGCAACACGGACUUUCAACUCCCUCCAAAUAUUUUCUAUGGGGUUGAGAUCUGGAGACUGGCUAGGCCACUCCAGGACCUUGAAAUGCUUCUUACGAAGCCACUCCUUCAUUGCCCGGGCGGUGUGUUUGGGAUCAUUGUCAUGCUGAAAGACCCAGUCACGUUUCAUCUUCAAUGCCCUUGCUGAUGGAAGGAGGUUUUCACUCAAAAUCUCACGAUACAUGGCCCCAUUCAUUCUUUCCUUUACACGGAUCAGUCGUCCUGGUUCCUUUGCAGAAAAAUAGCCCCAAAGCAUGAUGUUUCCACCCCCAUGCUUCACAGUAGGUAUGGUGUUCUUUGGAUGCAACUCAGCAUUCUUUGUCCUCCAAACACGACGAGUUGAGUUUUUACCAAAAAGUUCUAUUUUGGUUUCAUCUGACCAUAUGACAUUCUCCCAAUCCUCUUCUGGAUCAUCUAAAUGCACUCUAGCAAACUUCAGAUGGGCCUGGACAUGUACUGGCUUAAGCAGGGGGACACGUCUGGCACUGCAGGAUUUGAGUCCCUGGCGGCGUAGUGUGUUACUGAUGGUAGGCUUUGUUACUUUGGUCCCAGCUCUCUGCAGGUCAUUCACUAGGUCCCCCCGUGUGGUUCUGGGAUUUCGUUCUUGUGAUCAUUUUGACCCCACAGGGUGAGAUCUUGCGUGGAGCCCCAGAUCGAGGGAGAUUAUUAGUGGUCUUGUAUGUCUUCCAUUUCCUAAUAAUUGCUCCCACAGUUGAUUGCUUCAAACCAAGCUGCUUACCUAUUGCAGAUUCAGUCUUCCCAGCCUGGUGCAGGUCUACAAUUUUGUUUCUGGUGGCCUUUGACAGCUCUUUGGUCUUGGCCAUAGUGGAGUUUGGAGUGUGACUGUUUGAGGUUGUGGACAGGUGUCUUUUAUACUGAUAACAAGUUCAAACAGGUGCCAUUAAUACAGGUAACGAGUGGAGGACAGAGGAGCCUCUUAAAGAAGAAGUUACAGGUCUGUGAGAGCCAGAUAUCUUGCUUGUUUGUAGGUGGCCAAAUACUUAUUUUCCACCAUAAUUUGCAAAUAAAUUCAUUAAAAAUCCUACAAUGUGAUUUUCUGGAGAAAAAAAAUCUCAAUUUGUCUGUCAUAGUUGACGUGUACCUAUGAUGAAAAUUACAGGCCUCUCUCAUCUUUUUAAGUGGGAGAACAUGCACAAUUGGUGGCUGACUAAAUACUUUUUUCCCCCACUGUAUAUAUGUUGAAGAGGGUGGGGUUUAAACUGCAUCCCUGUCUCACCCCACGGCCCUGUGGAAAGAAAUCGGUGUGUUUUUUGCCAAUUUUAACGGUACACUUGUUGUUUGUGUACAUGGAUUUUAUAAUGUUUUUCCCCCAACCCAACUUUCCAUCAAUUUGUAUAGCAGACCCUCAUGUCAAAUUGAGUCAAAAGCUUUUUUGAAAUCAACAAAGCAUGAGAAGACUUUGCCUUUGUUUGUUUGUCAAUUAUGGUGUGCAGGGUGAAUACGUGGUCUGUCGUACGGUAAUUUGGUAAAAAGCCAAUUUGACAUUUGCUCAGUACAUUGUUUUCACUGAGGAAAUGAAGUAGUCUGCUGUUAAUGAUAAUGCAGAGGAUUUUCCCAAGGCUGCUGUUGACGCAUAUCCCACAGUUGUUAUUGGGGUCAAAUUUGUCUCCACUUUUGUGGAUUGGGGUGAUCAGUCCUUGAUUCCAAAUAUUGGUGAAGAUGCCAGAGCUAAGGAUGAUGUUAAAGAGUUUAAGUAUAGCCAAUUGGAAUUUGUGGUCUGUAUAUUUUAUCAUUUCAUUGAGGAUACCAUCAACACCACAAGCCUUUUUGGGUUGGAGGGUUUGUAUUUUGUCCUGUUCAUUCAAUGUAAUUGGAGAAUCCAGUGGGUUCUGGUAGUCUUUAAUAGUUGAUUCUAAGAUUUGCAUUUGAUCAUGUAUAUUUUUUUGCUGUUUGUUCUCUGUUAUAGGGCCAAAAAGAAUGGAGACGUGGUUUACCCAUACAUCUUCGUUUUGGAUAGAUAGCUCUUCGUGUUGUUGUUUGUUUAGUGUUUUCCAAUUUUCCCAGAAGUGGUUAGAGUCUAUGGAUUCUUCAAUUACAUUGAGCUGAUUUCUGACAUGCUGUUCCUUUUUUUCCGUGGUGUAUUUCUGUAUUGUUUUAGUGAUUCACCAUAGUGAAGGCGUAGGCUCAGGUUUUCUGGGUCUAAUAUAGGUCAAAUAUACUGUUUAGGUUUUCUACUGCCAAGUUUACACCUUCACUAUUACAGUGGAACGUUUUGUCCAGGAAGUUGUCUAAAAGGGAUUGAAUUUGUUGUUGCCUAAUUGUUUUUUGGUAGGUUUCGACACUACUUUCCUUCCAUCUAUAGCAUUUCUUAAUAUUAUUCAGUUCCUUUGGCUUUGAUGCCUCAUGAUUGAGUAUUGCUCUGUUCAAGUAGACUGUGAUUUUGCUGUGGUCUGAUAGGGGUGUCAGUGGGCUGCCUGUGAAUGCUCUGAGAGACUCUGGGUUGAGGUCAGUGAUAAAGUAGUCUACAGUACUACUGCCAAGAGAUGAGCUAUAGGUGUACCUACCAUAGGAGUCUCCUUGAAGCCUACCAUUGACUAUGUACAUACCCAGCGUGCGACAGAGCUGCAGGAGUUGUGACCCGUUUUUGUUGGUUAUGUUGUCGUAGUUGUGCCUAGGGGGGCAUAUUGGGGAGGGAAUGCUGUCACCUCCAGGUAGGUGUUUGUCCCCCUGUGUGCUGAGGGUGUCAGGUUCCUGUCCAGUUCUGACAUUUAGGUCGCCACAGACUAGUCUGGAAAUGAUUGAUUUCCCCCUCCAGGAUGGAGAAGCUGUCUUCAUUAAUGUAUGGGGAUACUAGUGGGGGGAUAUAGGUAGCACACAGGAGGACAUUUUUCUCAGUUGAGAUAAUUUCCUUUUGAAUUUCUAGCCAAAUGUAAAAUGUUCCUGUUUUGAUUAAUUUAAUAGAGUGAGUUAGGUCUGGUCUAUACCAAAUUAGCAUACCCCCUGAGUCCCUUCCCUGUUUCACACCUGGUAGUUUGGUGGAUGGGACUACCAGCUCUCUGUAACCUAGAGGGCAACCAGUGGGUCCGUCUCCUCUAUACCAUGUUUCUUGUAGGAUGACAAUGUCUGUAUUUUCUUAGGUGAAGUCCAGGUUUCUGCUCUUUAGGCCAAAGGCAGAUGGCCUCAUGCCUUGGAUAUUCCAGGAUGAAAUAGUGAAGGCUUUGUGUUCCAUAAAGUGUCUAAUGUUGUUGGUCGUGUGGUUUGGCCUCAGGCCAGUAAUUGUGAGCAGAGCCUGCUGAGCAUCUGGUACAUGCCAUUGGCUUGGGCUGUUCUCUAUAACUAGUUAUCUCUAGUGGGGUAGUGGAGAACUGCAUCAGUGUGUGUUGGUGUCUGAUGUGACUUGGUGAGGAGCUUAUCAUGUCUUCUCUCUCCUCUCUGCAGUUGAGAACAUUGCUCAUUGUGAGUUUGCCUAUUUGCGGGAUCUACUGAUUAGGUAAAUAUCUACAUACGUGUGUGUGUGCAUGUGUUGCGCAUGUGUGAGUAUGAGUUUCUGAACAAUAUGUCUUUGUCUGUCUGUGUUUGUGUGUCUGUACACCAGUGUGUGUGUGCCCUUCUGUUGACCUCAUCUGAUGUCUAACUAUCUCUCUAUUGACCUCAGCUGAUGUCUAACUAUCUCUCUAUUGACCUCAGCUUAUGUGUAACUAUCUCUCUAUUGACCUCAGCUGAUGUCUAACUAUCUCUCUAUUGACUUCAGCUGAUGUCUAACUAUCUCUCUAUUGACCUCAGCUGAUGUCUAACUAUCUCUCUAUUGACCUCAGCUGAUGUCUAACUAUCUCUCUAUUGACUUCAGCUGAUGUCUAGCUAUCUCUCUAUUGACUUCAGCUGAUGUCUAACUGUCUCUCUAUUGACCUCAGCUGAUGUCUAACUAUCUCUCUAUUGACUUCAGCUGAUGUCUAACUAUCUCUCUAUUGACUUCAGCUGAUGUCUAACUAUCCCCAUCUCUCCCCUGUCAGGACCCACAUGCAGAACAUCAAGGAUAUCACCAGCAGCAUCCACUACGAGGUGUACCGCGUCCGCCGCCUCAACGAAAACAACACCGCCGUCGCACAUGCCAACGGCCUCCCCCAACACCACAUGACCUCCCACGAGAUGUAG